UCUCAUAUUCUUAAAUUGGUUUGUCCUAAAACGCUACUGAGAAGUGAGACAUCCGGAAGGGAACAGUCAUUAACGCCGAUUCAAAAGAAUCAAAUGUGUUUUCAGCAACAGCUCUUUUUUUCCUUGUCACUUAUCUUUAAAAACACCACCAAAAGUUACACACACACACACACACACUCUUUUAAUAAAAAGUCAUCACGGUCUCUCCAGGCACAGGGUUAAACAUGAAUUUGAGCUUAAAAAAAAAGUCAAGAUAGUCUAAGUUGUCUUCUUUUGGAGCAAGGCUUACCCUGAGGAACAAGGCUGGCCAGAAAACAGGCUCUUGUGUUCUGUAAACACAGACAGAAACUCCCCCCAGCAAAAGUUAUUUUUACUGUUUUGACAGACGUCACAACUGUCCACAGCCACCAAUUCUCCCUAAAAGACAUAGGGGGAUAGGCUCUGUCUCCUGUUAUUCUUUGGUUUGGGGCGAGAAACAACAGAGAAGCAAAACCAUGGUUUGAAAGCCCAGUCUCCUGCUAUAAAAGCCAAAAACCAAGCUAGUUGGGGCCCAAGACCUUGCAGCGACCAAAGGAAACAUGACCAAGGCCAACCUAUGACAACGGAUGUUGACAUCUAGAGUUGGGAGGAGCUCGCUACCGAUGGCGCCACUGCCUCAACCGAGGGGCAGCGCGUCAAGGUAAAGCCUCUUGCCCUCGAAGCGGAAAAGAGCACGUGGAGGAAGGACCCCCACUAUGACCUACUGUACAUGCUACAUCUGUGGAUGUCUCUGGCAGACGACAGGACAUGAAGCAAUGGGCUCAAGGUGCAGCAAGAGGAGAGAGAAGAUGCCUUCUACACAGAAACCAAUGCGGUAUGGACACACAGAAGGCCAUACAGAUGUCUGCUUUGAUGACUCUGGAAGCUGCAUUGUAACUGGUGGCAGUGAUGGAGACAUUAGGAUUUGGGAAAACCUGGAUGAUGAUGACCCUAAGUCCAUUAAUGUGGGAGAAAAAUCCUAUUCAUUUGCUUUGAAGAAUGGAAGGCUGGUUUCUGCUGUAUCGAACAACACCGUUCAGAUUCAUACAUUCCCUGAAGGGGCUCCGGAUGGCAUCUUGACACGUUUCACCACAAACGCAAACCAUGUUGUCUUUAAUACUGAUGGUACUAAAAUUGCUGCUGGAUCCAGUGAUUUUAUGGUCAAAAUUGUGGAGGUGACGGACUGCAGCCAGCAGAAAUCAUUCCGAGGACAUGAUGCCCCCGUGUUAAGCCUUUCUUUUGACCCCAAAGAGGCUUUUCUGGCAUCAGCAAGCUGUGAUGGGUCUGUCAGAGUAUGGAAAAUCUCAGAUCAGAUGUGUGAGACAAGCUGGCCCCUGCUGCAGAAGUGUAACGAUGUGGUAAAUGCUAAGUCAAUAUGUAGGCUUGCCUGGCAGCCAAAGAGUGGGAAGUUACUAGCAGUUCCGGUAGAUAAAGUUGUUAAACUGUACAGAAGAAACACCUGGGAGAAUCAAUGUGAUCUUUCUGAUAAUUUCAUCACUCAGACCCUAAAUGUGGUUAUCUGGUCUCCUUGUGGACAGUACCUGGCAGCUGGAAGUGUUGAUGGGUGCAUAGCAGUUUGGAAUGUGGACACAAGGCAGUGCAUGGAGAGGAUAAAACAUGAGAAAAGUUACACAAUUUGUGGUCUGGCCUGGCAUCCCAAGUAUGGGCAAAUAGCUUAUACAGACACUGAAGGAAAUCUGGGACUGAUUGAAAAUGUUUGUGAUAAAGAUGGAAAGAAAUUGAGUGCCAAGGUCCCCAGUACAGUGACAAAGGAGUACAGUGAUCUUUUUGAUGAAGAUGACAAUGAUUUCUUAAAUGGAGACUUGACUGAGCUACAGUCAUCUCCAAAGGUCACAGCUAAUGAGGAAGAUGAUGAUGUUGACCUCAUGCUGGCCUCAGGCCGUCCUAGACACCGAGGGACAAUACUAGAGGAUGAUGAGAGUUCACUAGAUACUGCUGUAAUGAAAGUCAAUUCCAAUCUUGAAGGGGAGGAGGAUGACCAGGCUGACGGCCUUUCGGUGCUGCCAGUGUCAUCCACACAAAGACCUUUCUAUGAUGGGCCAAUGCCAACACCCCAGCAGAAACCAUUCCAGUCUGGGUCUACCCCUGUACACCUCACGCACCGCUUCAUGGUAUGGAACUCUAUUGGUAUUAUUCGGUGUUACAACGACGAGCAAGAUAAUGCUAUAGAUGUGGAAUUUCAUGAUACCUCCAUACAUCAUGCCACACACGUACCAAAUUCUCUGAAUCACACUAUGGCCGAUCUCUCCAGCGAAGCUAUUUUGUUGGCCAGCGAGAGCACAGAGGAACUAGCCAGCAAGCUACACUGCAUUCAUUUUAGCUCCUGGGAUUCAAGCAAGGAAUGGACAGUAGAUAUGCCAAAAGAUGAAGAUAUUGAAGCUAUUUGUUUAGGUCAAGGCUGGGCUGCGUGUGCCACCAGUGCCCUGCUAACUCGUGUGUUUACAAUUGGUGGAGUUCAGAAAGAGAUCUUCAGUCUCCCUGGUCCAGUGGUGUCAAUGGCAGGACACGGAGAACAGCUUAUGGUCAUUUAUCACAGAGGUACUGGCUUUGAUGGGGACCAGUGCCUCGGAGUACAGUUGAUGGAGCUUGGGAAAAGGAAGAAACAAGUUUUACAUGGAGACCCACUUCCUCUUGCAAGGAAAUCAUAUCUGAUGUGGGUAGGAUUUUCAGCAGAAGGAACCCCGUGUUAUGUGGAUUCGGAAGGAAUUGUGCGGAUGUUGAACAGAGGACUUGGCAACACCUGGAUUCCCGUGUGCAACACAAGAGAGUACUGCAAAGGGAAAUCAGAUCACUACUGGGUAGUUGGCAUCCAUGAAAACCCCCAGCAGCUGAGGUGCAUUCCUUGCAAAGGAGCCCGGUUCCCUCCCACGCUCCCACGUCCUGCUGUAGCGAUUUUAUCCUUUAAACUUCCUUACUGUCAGAUUACAACAGAAAAAGGACAGAUGGAGGAACAAUUUUGGCGCUCUGCAGUGUUUCACAACCAUUUGGAUUAUUUAUCAAAACAUGGAUACGAAUAUGAUGAAAAUGCUAAAAAUCAGGCAGCAAAAGAACAGCAGGAGCUGCUAAUGAAAUUGUUCGCUCUUUCUUGUAAACUGGAGCGUGAAUUUAGAUGUAUGGAACUCGCUGGCCUCAUGACCCAAAAUGUUGUGAACUUAGCUGUCAAGUAUGCUUCCCGCUCCCGAAAACUAAUAUUGGCCCAGCGACUAAGUGAAUUGGCAGUAGAGAAAGCAACAGAGUUGGCAGCAGCUGAGGAGGAAGAGGAGGAGGAGGAGGAUUUCCGAAGCCAUCUGAAUGCUGGUUACAGCCAUUCUGCUACGGAGUGGAGCCAACCUCGAGCCAGGACCCUCCAGCAUGACCAAGAAGUGGAAGAUAGUGAGGAAGCUGAUGCAGCUGAGGAGAUGGAAGAAAUGACAGCAGUGCAGAGACACAGAUCCAAUCCAUUCUGCAAAAGUGUAGGAAUGCCAGAGGUUUCAACUCCUAAAUCUGGGGAAAAAAAAGAAGCUGUCAUUGCAUCCAGCAGCCAAGGUCGAGUCAAUCCCUUCAAGGUGACAGCCAACAAAAAAGACCCUACAGUUCCCCCAGGUAAUGUUCUAGACACUAUGAGCAAGGCCUCCAAGAAAACCCCUGCAUCUACAAGUCGGGCUGGAAACAAGCAGGAGUCUCCAGUUCUAAAGCCUCUGAUUCCCAAGCCAAAGUCCAAGCAGGCCCUAGCUGCCUCUUUUUUCCAGUCCCGUACACCCAGCACUGAUGACAAAACAGUGGAAGAAAGAGAAGAAAAAGCUGAGAAGGCCGUGCCUGAAACACCAGCUGCUGCCACAGAGACCACUGAAAACAAAAGACCAAAGACAGGAUUCCAGAUGUGGCUAGAAGAAAACAGAGGCAGCAUUUUGGAAGAUGCACCUGAUUUGGAAGAAACAGAAAUAAUAAAAGAAGGCAUGAGUCGGUUUAGAAUGCUAACAUCUGAAGAAAGGAUGGGUUGGACAGAGAAAGCCAAAGGAGGAACAACAGAUAGCAAUUCAACAGAAGUAAAAAAGCGGAAACGCCCCUCGGGUGCAAGCGAUGAAGGAAGAGAGAGUCAGGAAGAAAAAUCAAAAGAGGACUUGAGUUUGCCCAGAAAACGGAAACCUUUAGAUCAGUCCGCAAAUGUCAAAUUAUCGGCUUUUGCAUUCAAGCAGAGCUAAAACAGAAUGGUGCCUUCCCUCUGCUUUCUUCUUAAAAAGUGCAUCAGGUUUUUUUGUACCUUGAAGUCUAUGUGUGUGUCCUCAAAGAGCAUUUGCAGAAAGAGCAUUUGGUGUUAAACAUGCCUGUCAUAAAGUGUUUCCCUUUACUCUUGACUCUCUGGAAAUGUUGCCGCAUCCCUGAAAUCUGUGAUGCCAAUUUAGUUUUUCUAUCAAGUGUGUAUAGUAGAGAUACUUAAAUGUAAAUGACUGAAUAAGACUGGAUUCUUUGGGGCUGUGCAGAUGGUGUGCUUAUAGUGUUUGACCCUGAAGCCAGUUUAGACAUCAGAGAGAUUUGUGAAGCGUAAUGAUAGUGGAUCAAAACCAGGGCAGGAGGUUUUAUCGUACUCCCACUUCCUGCUUCCAAAGCAAGGAACUUCAUUUAGAAGGAACAGGAUGGGAGAAGAAUGACCCUGCCCCUGGCUAAUCUUUUGGCUGCAGCUUCAAUCAAUUGUGGCCAUCUGAAUGAAGCCUGUGAACUAGAGCAGCACAGGGGGGCUAGCCCUGUACCAAAGUCUUGCUGGGAACGCUGGGUCUACAAAAGUGAGGUUUAAGCCACCUUUGUAUAUGUAUACACACACACACACACAUACCUUUCCAGGAUGCACUUGGUCUCCACCCGGGACCUGCUCCUCAAAGUGUCCUUGCUUUUUAGAAUUUGUGCAUUUUUUUAUGUAAGAUUUGUUUGCAAUAAAAUGUGAA
Alligator sinensis (Chinese alligator) is the source of this 4958-nucleotide messenger RNA. RefSeq names its product WD repeat and HMG-box DNA binding protein 1 (gene WDHD1). Gene Ontology annotation, molecular function: protein binding; chromatin binding. Bases 735 to 4220 code for a protein of 1161 amino acids. The transcript has 26 exons. The record is from RefSeq and is a predicted model, not a curated record. Gene Ontology annotation, cellular component: nuclear replication fork. Lineage: Eukaryota; Metazoa; Chordata; Crocodylia; Alligatoridae. Gene Ontology annotation, biological process: mitotic cell cycle; DNA repair; DNA-templated DNA replication.